Molecule: messenger RNA, 3759 nt
Organism: Dufourea novaeangliae
Lineage: Eukaryota; Metazoa; Arthropoda; Insecta; Hymenoptera; Halictidae
Product: probable ATP-dependent RNA helicase DHX34
Exons: 15
Coding region: 229-3759 (1176 amino acids)
Biological process (GO): nuclear-transcribed mRNA catabolic process, nonsense-mediated decay
Cellular component (GO): intracellular anatomical structure
Molecular function (GO): RNA binding; ATP binding
Source: RefSeq, a predicted model, not a curated record
CUAACUUCACAGAGGUGUGUUUUAAAGCAUCUGUCACAAUCUGUCAGUAGAAAGGAGUGGAAUAGACAAUUAUUUCUUUCGAUUGUAUGCUUAUAUAGAACGCAAAAUUAGCAACGAAGAUUUAAUAAAUAAAAAGUGAUACCAAAUUAUAGAAUGCAAGAAGUAUACUAAACCGAAAACAACAUUAAGGUUAUGUCAUGAAAGUAUUGAACUCAGUUAUAUUGCAAUAUGAGUUCACAGUCAGGAUGCAACAAAUCUAAAUGCGAAUACCGAUACGACAAAAAAAGAAGAAAAAAUAAAUAUAUUGAGUCAAUGUCGUCAUCAAGAACACAUUUUAAUAAGAAAAGUACAAUAGAGACUAAAACAAAUUUUGAUAAUCAAAAUAUAUUAGAUACUAAAAUCAGACGCUCCUCUGAAGAAAUACAUAACAAACCCAACAGAGAUUACGAAGAUUUUUAUUUUAGUAAAUAUAAAUAUGAGUUUAAUAAAAUAUUUUCAGGAAAUUUAAAUGUAGUACAAGAUAUCGAAGAUUUCUGGAAAUUUGUUAAUAAAUUUGAAGUUGUACAAAAACAGCACCACAUGCCUGAUACAUCGCUUGAUUUUACUCUAAAUAAAAUUGGUGUACCAGAAACAUAUCACAAAUUACAUUGCAUUAAUUUUAAACUAAGUUUUAGUUUCAAUGUAUUAUUUGCACGUAUUCCACCGACUGAAGCUUUAACAAACAAGCAGUUAUUGAAAUUUCAGAAUAUACUUAUUUUAUACUCAGACUUCAAGCAAAAGGAGAAAUUUACUAAGUUAAAGAAGCUUAGAGAAUCUCAAGCAAACUUACCAGUUAGUCAAUAUAAAAACGAGAUAAUUGAAUCAGUAAAAAGUGAGCGGGUAGUCAUUAUAGCUGGUGAUACUGGUUGUGGGAAAUCCACCCAAGUGCCCCAAUUCUUAUAUGCAGCUAAUUUUCAAAAAAUUGCGUGCACCCAACCCAGAAGAAUAGCAUGUAUAUCUUUAGCUAAACGUGUUGCUUUUGAAACAUUAACAGAGAAUCGUAAUGAUGUUGGUUACCAAAUUCGUUUUGAAAAACAAAGAAAUCAAGACACUAGAAUUACCUUUAUAACAGAGGGUCUUCUGUUAAGACAGUUAUCAGGUGAAUCUGAAUCAUUGCCUUAUGACAUGGUUGUGUUAGAUGAAGUACAUGAACGUCAUUUACAUGGAGAUUUUCUCCUUGGCAUUAUGAAGUGUGUUAUUAACCAAGGAAAUGAUUUAAAACUAGUUCUUAUGUCUGCCACUAUUAAUAUUGAACUUUUCAGUAAUUACUUUGCGAAAGAAAAUGUUAAAGUAAUACAAGUUCCUGGGAGGAUGUACCCUAUUCAGUUAUUAUAUAGACCUAUUCCCAUAGAAGACAUUCGAUAUAAAAAUGAUCGGUUUAAUCCAAGUCCUUACGUACAAAUAAUGCAACUAAUUGACCAAAAAUAUUCAGCUGAUGAAAAAGGUGACUUAUUAAUAUUUUUAAGUGGGAUGAGUGAAAUUACUGCAGUUGUAGAUGCAGCGAAAGAAUAUAGUCAGAAAAAAAAUAACUGGAUCAUUUUACCACUUCAUAGCACUCUAUCUAUUAGUGAACAAGACAAAGUAUUUGAUUAUGCUCCUGAUGGUGUGAGAAAAUGUAUUGUAUCAACUAAUAUCGCAGAAACUUCUAUUACCAUAGAUGGAAUCAGAUUUGUUACUGACAGUGGAAAAGUAAAAGAAAUGAGCUAUGAUCCAUCAUGCAAAAUGCAACGACUCAAAGAAUUCUGGAUUAGCAAAGCAAGCGCAGAGCAACGAAAGGGACGAGCUGGUAGAACAGGACCUGGUGUGUGCUAUAGGCUAUACUCAGAAGAAGAAUUCAUGUCUUUGGAAAAGUAUUCAACACCAGAACUACAACGUGUGCCUUUAGAUUCGUUACUUUUACAAAUGAUAGCAAUGGGACUUCCAGAUACAAGGAAAUUUCCAUUCAUAGAACCACCACCAGCUGAAAGUAUAGAAAAUUCGAUAUUAUCAUUAAAAGAACAUGGUGCACUUACAGACAAUGAAAAAAUAACAUGUAUUGGAAAAACACUUGCACGUCUACCUGUUGAUAUAACAAUAGGGAAAAUGUUAAUAAUGGGUUCAAUUUUCCACCAAGUGGAACCGGUUUUAUCAUUAGCUGCUGCUUUAAGCAUACAAACACCAUUUACAAACAGAGCAUAUAGAGAUUCAGAGUGUGAAACUUCUAGGAAAAAAUUGGAAUCUGAUCACGGCGAUCCGAUAACAUUACUAAAUGCGUUUAGAGAAUGGUUAGAAGUGAAACAACAAAGUUCUCAAGAAUCUAGAGGCGGCGGAAGUAACAGUAGAAAAUGGUGUAAAAGAAGAGGCCUCGAAGAACAAAGAUUUUAUGAAAUGACAAAAUUACGGACGCAAUUCAAGGAAUUACUUCAGGACUGCAAUUUAUUAAAAAGUUUGUCUGAAGCAAAUUCUUCUAUGUCUAGUGCAGAACGUGCCAUAAGGCACGGAGAAUUGAAACUCUUGAAAUCUUUAAAAAGAACUUAUAAACAAAGUGCACCUAAAAAGCGAAAGCGAUUAAAACUGGAAUCAUUUAAUAUACACUUAGAAGAUGAUGAUCACGAUGAUGAUGAAAUUGACAUAAAAGACAUUGAAUUUCGAAUGAAAAACGAUCCAAGUCAAGUUCAGAAUUUAUUAACAGCAGCCACUGCAUAUAGUUACAAAGACUUAACGAUGUUAAAAAUAAUAUUAUGUAGCGGUUUAUAUCCACAAUUCGCAUGCGCAGAUGAAUUUAACUAUUGUAAGUCAGUAAAUGAGCAACUAUUUCAUACAAAAGCAAAACCAUAUAUAGCGUUACAUCCAAUGAGUUUCUUUGGAAACCACCCGCAAGUAUUACAAUUGGAAGAGACUGAUAUUAUAUCAAUUCCAGGAUUCAAAAGUAAAACUCCUGUCAGCUCGAAACAUACAAUAUUAGCAUAUUUAUCCCUUUUAGAAACAACAAAACCUUACUUGGUAAAUACACUCAGAAUGCCUGCUGCACAGACAUUACUUUUAUUUGCAAAUGAAAUUGACACAAAUAGUACUUUUUCAAUUAUAGUAUGUGAUUCAUGGCUAGCAUUAGAAUGUCCUGUACCUGACAGUGGUCGAACUUUAUUAAUGAAAGCUACUAAAUUACGGAAUAAAUGGGACUUUUUGUUAAAUCAACGAUUAUCAGACUCGAAUAUUAAUAAUGAAGUGAAGCAAGAUUUUAAUGAAGUUGAAUAUACACUUACUCAAGAGCUAAUCGAGUAUAUGCACACAACAGUUCCAUAUACAAUAAAACGACUAUUACCAGCUGAUCUUAAAAUAAUGUAUGUAAGAAGUAAAGAAAACGUUAUAUCAAUAAAUUCGAAUCCUUUUCAAUCUGAUUUCGCGGUGAUUCCCAAUUUAAUAAAAGGAGGAAUCCGGGUAUCAAACGCAAUUACGUAUAACUGUUUGAAAGAAACAGAAUGGAGCGAUAAACUUUCUAUGGAAAUGUCAGAAACCGAAUGGCAUUGUCAAAAUUGUAAUAUGCAAGCAGUUCUCACUAGCAUCGAAAAAUUACAACAUCAAGAAUCUUGUACACAGGAACAUACAAAGGAUACCGAAGAAACUCAUGAAAGUAAAAAACGCAAACCCAAUACACAAGCAUACGAAUGUUCGAAUUGUUCACAGACUUUGUACCUCACACCAAUUGAAAUACUUAAACAUAAGAAGUCACAUAUUAAAUAA